Molecule: messenger RNA, 1859 nt
Organism: Aspergillus alliaceus
Lineage: Eukaryota; Fungi; Ascomycota; Eurotiomycetes; Eurotiales; Aspergillaceae
Product: putative DNA 3'-phosphatase Tpp1
Exons: 9
Coding region: 555-1859 (434 amino acids)
Biological process (GO): DNA repair
Molecular function (GO): polynucleotide 3'-phosphatase activity; ATP-dependent polydeoxyribonucleotide 5'-hydroxyl-kinase activity; double-stranded DNA binding
Source: RefSeq, a predicted model, not a curated record
CAGUCCACAUCUAGAACGCGAUCGUAUUCGUAUAACUUUAAUAUCCUGCGUCGACACUGCCCUCUGGGGUAGCCCCGACUAUUAAGCUGGGUAGUUGUUCCAAAGAAAGGGGGAAGAUUUGCAAAGGAAUUCAUACUUUUUCCUGGUCAUUGUAUUCGCCGCUCAUGAAUAUGAACAUCAACCCCCAAUGUCCAACGGCACUAACUAUAUGCGAAACAUUAUGAAACGAAUGGUAUACCUACCCUCAUACCAAGGGUCUGAUGAGUAUCUAUAUCAUAUAAUAUUGCCACACUUAACUGAUUGUCAUGAUUCUCUAUCGACAUAUGUGGACAUUGUUCAGCUUCGAGGUGAGGUGUGUAGUGGUUGGCCAGCUAACUUGAGUACUCCCGGAGCAUGUGACUUCGUGAACCCAACGCGCGUUGUCCGCGUGUCUUUUGUUCAUUUAUAUAAUCUCUGUUUCCAUAACGUCAUCUUUGGGCCUUAUAUCCCACAAAGUCACUAUUUCCGCUCAUUAAAUACUCGCCAACAUUAACUCAAGACUACAGUUCAUCAGAAUGGCCGGUUCGGCCAAACGAUCGGCGUCCCCAUCUAGGACCAUCUCCCCACCUCCGGUAAAGAGAAAGAUCGAAUCCACACUGACCAAACAAUCCGUGUCAUCUUUCUUCACCCCCACAUCCCAAAAGAAGCCUGAGCAAAUCACCUGGCGCACCGUAAAUAAUAGUCUUGUCAUCGGCAAGUAUGCAAAGAAAUCAGAUCAUCAACAGACGACCCAGACGCCAAAGGUCGCUGCGUUCGACCUGGACUCAACGUUAGUCUCAACUGCUUCUGGCAACACUUUUCCCAGAAACUCCUCAGACUGGAAGUGGUGGCAUGACACGGUUCCUGCUAGACUUAAGCAGCUGAGUGCAGAUGGCUAUCAUGUCAUCGUCGUUUCGAAUCAGAAAAAAAUCAGCCUACAGAAGGAGAUGAAGGGAGGGCGUACUGAUUCGAAAAGCCUGACUAACUUUAAAGAGAGGGCCGCCGCUGUUAUGAGACAACUAGACAUUCCUCUUAGUGUUUACGCAGCUACCCUUGACGAUGGUUAUAGAAAGCCAAGAAUAGGGAUGUGGAAAGAGUUUCUAGAUGACUAUGAUUUUGACGUGACCGGGGUGGACUUAUCGAACUCGAUCUUUGUAGGGGAUGCCGCCGGACGGCCAAAUGACCAUUCCCAGGUUGACCGUGGCUUUGCUAUAAAUGUCGGCGUUCCGUUUAAAACGCCUGAGGAGUUUUUUCUCAACGCCGCGCCGGAGCCGCUCGUGGAACCCUUUGACCCUUCCCUAUAUCUGCAAUCUGACCACACCGAUGAUGCUUCCCCCCCAUUCUCCCGCCAAAGCGGCCUUGAACUAGUGAUCUUCUGCGGCAGUCCUGGCGCCGGCAAGUCGACUUUUUACUGGGAUUACCUGAAACCAUUGGGAUAUGAGCGGGUCAACCAGGACAUUUUGAAAACGCGCCCUAAAUGUAUCAAGGUCGCCAAGGAACACCUUGCGGCCGGAAGAUCCGUGGUAGUCGAUAAUACAAACGCAGACCCAGAAACAAGAUCCCAAUGGAUCAAUGUUGCAAAGGAAUACAACAUUCCUAUUCGCUGUGUAUAUUUCUCUGCAUCGCCGACUCUCUGUCGGCACAAUAAUGCCGUCCGUGCUGCAAACCAGUCCUUGAACCCGGAAAGCCGGGCCUUACUGCCUGGAAUUGCAUUUGGGGAUUACGGGCGUCGGUUCAAGGAGCCGAUGAUGUCGGAGGGAUUUAAGGAUAUCAUUCGCGUCGAUUUCCGCUUUCGUGGUGACGAAGAAUCGAAGAAGAUCUGGAAGCAGUAUUGGAUUUAA